CAAUUUUUUGGAUCGCCUUAUCGCGAUAUUCACCACCCCACACAGUGUCCGAAAAACUCAAUAAUAGUGAACACGGAUACUGGGAUCCUCACCCCAAGCCCGACAAGAUAUCCAUUCACGGAGCUUCCGACCCCCAACAAAUCCAUUUACGGAGCAUCCAGCCCCCAACACUCCCUUUAACACUCGCAUGAAAAUUCAGCCUUACGUAAAGACAUCAUCAAAAGCUCCUCCCCUUUGUAUCUUUGCUUCUCUUUGCCUUCUUGGACUGUAGUUUCAAAGAUGUCUGCCAUUACGACGACCGCAUACGUCCAUACGACUAGUCCGACGCCCCACUUUGUGAAAUCGACUGUGGAACUUCCGCCGUUGGGGCCCAAUGAUGCCCUUAUUGAGGUCUUGGCCUGUAGUAUCUGUCACACGGACAUGUACAGUUUUGGCAUCGAAGGCAUUGUUCCUGGACACGAAGUUGUUGGCCGAGUGCUUGAUCUCGGCCCACAAGCCAAAGUAGAUUCAGAGCAGACCACAGAGGCCGACGGAGUUGUUGGCAUCACCGUCAAGAUUGGAGAUGUGGUUGGAUUUGGCUAUCUCCGAUCUGCCUGCUUAAAGUGCGAGCUUUGUUUGAAAGGUUCUGAGAUCUUUUGUCCAAAGCGCAAGAUCUUUCCAGAAGGCAAAUUAUUUGGAUUUGCCGAGAAGACGGUGUGGGAUGCCAGGUUCCUCUAUCCCGUCCCUCAAGGUUUGGAACCCAAGUAUGCGGCUCCUCUUUUGUGUGCUGGAGCCACCAUGUUCAACUGUUUGUUUGAAAACAAUGUUAGUCCAACCGCUAGAGUUGGUGUCAUUGGAAUUGGUGGACUUGGGCAUUUAGGACUGCAAUUCGCGAGAGCGUGGGGAUGCCACGUUGUCGCUUUCAGUUCACGGGACAAUAAAAAGGACGAAGCACUCAAAAUGGGAGCGCACGAGUUCUGCACACCUCAAACCACUGGAUCACUCGGCAAACUUGACUUCAUUAUUAACACCGUGUCCGCCUCCCUCGACUAUGAUUAUUAUUUCUCACUGCUGAAGCCCACCGGCAUCUUUUGCACUGUUGGUGCGCAGGACGAUAAGAAAGAAUUGGAGAUACGCGAUCACACUGUCUUUAUUUUGAGGAAUAUUCGAUUUAUGGGCAGCCUGGUUGCGUCAAGGGGGGCCAUGUGCAAAAUGUUGCAGUUUGCGAAUCGACAUGGAAUCAAGCCUGUUAUUGAGGAAGAUGAGAUGAGCGCACAGGCAUUGGACACUUCGUUUGACAGGUUGACGAAAGGGUUAGUGAGGUAUAGGACCGUCUUGGUAAAUAAAAAGGCGGCAGAGGGGGCGGUUACUGCUCAACUAUAACGUGUACCCUGUGGAAGUGUAACGUCCUCAUAAUAAUUGAAAUCUGUAACUGGCGGUAUUUUGCUUUUCGCCACUCUUUGUA
Messenger RNA from Spizellomyces punctatus DAOM BR117, 1444 nucleotides. RefSeq lists its product as uncharacterized. Gene Ontology annotation, molecular function: alcohol dehydrogenase (NADP+) activity; zinc ion binding. The coding region runs from base 280 to 1362 and encodes 360 amino acids. NCBI's taxonomy places the organism in Eukaryota, Fungi, Chytridiomycota, Chytridiomycetes, Spizellomycetales, Spizellomycetaceae. The transcript has 2 exons. The record is from RefSeq and is a predicted model, not a curated record. Gene Ontology annotation, biological process: alcohol metabolic process.